GUUUACCAAACCAGGCUGCUAGUGUUGACGAGGGCCUCAACUUCCCGGCAGUCCUCGAGGUCGUUCCUGGUGGAAAGAUCCACCGGGCACCACCUGCCGGUGCCCCCCAUCGAAAGCGCCUCUUACGGUCCGGGACGUCGCGAAGGUCGUCGAUGCGGGCGGUGUCGGAGAGACUGGGCCCUGCCCGAUGCCCACCCGUUCCGCGAGACGCGGGGCUCCCUUGGGAAGCGCGGGCGCCCCCCCAGUGUUGGGCGUUGGCGAGCAAUUUCCACCUGCCCUGCGAUUUCCUGGAUCCACGGGCGCAUGGGGGACUCCUCCUCCAACGGCACCGGCGGGUGUUCGGAGGAGAACGCACAUGGUCUGGAGCGCGGCCACCUUGGUGGCCUCGCCAGCGCCCGGCCGACGGCGCGCUGGUGGGCGCUCGACGUGCAGGCACCGCCGGGAGGCGCUGAGCCCCCUGCCGCUAGAAGACUGGCUGAGCCGCAACGAUGUCCCAUGCCAUGCCCAGUGGUUCCCAGCGUGCUGGCGGCAAAGGCCGCUGCCGCCGCUGUGCCUGCGAUCCACGGGAGGGCUUGGUUGAUGAUGAUUGAUGCAACAAAUAUUUAGUAUUUGGAUUUAGCUGUGGUGUUCAAACAUAUCAUGAUUGAUGCAACAAAUAUUUAGUAUUUGGAUUUAGCUGUGGUGUUCAAACAUAUCAAUCCCCUGUUCCUGCAGAAGUAGAAUACAAUCAAUCCACUGCAACUGAGACUAGCCACAGGACAAUGGCUGAUAAUGGACAGAUAGACUGUUUCUCAACCAUGGCAAGUACACCAAUUUUAACAGUAAAGACCCUUCAUAUCAAUUCAGCGAUUCUUGCUGCAAGAAGUCGUUUCUUUCUAAAGCUUUUCUCAAAUGGCAUGAAUGAAUCUGAUCAGACGCAUCCAAGAAUCAGGAUUGCUGAUUCAGAGGAAAAAGCCUUUAUGGAGCUUUUAAGCUUCAUGUACAGUGGAAAGUUGACAACAAUUGAGCCCACUCUUCUGCUCGACAUCUUAAUGGCUGCCGACAAAUUUGAGGUUCUUUCUUGCAUGAGGUACUGCAGUCAGCUGCUCAGAAGCCUGCCUAUGACCACAGAAUCUGCACUGCUAUACCUAGACCAUCCAUGCUCCCUUUCAAUGGCUGCUGAAGUUCAGAGUGUGGUAGGUGCAGCCAGGGAAUUCCUUGCUGAGAAAUACAAGAUUUUAGACAAGUUUGAAGAAGUGAUGAACAUCUCUCUUUCUGGAAUCGAGGCGAUCUUUUCGAGCACUGACAUACAAGUAGCAUCUGAAGAUGCGGUAUAUAACUUCUUGCUCGAGUGGGCCCGUGCGCGAUACCUGGAACCGGAGGAAAGACGCGAGAUCUUGAGCAGCCGUUUGCUUCCGCUGGUACACUUCAGUCAUAUGACAUGUGCCGCACUUCAGGAGAUCCUAGCAUGCACUGAUGAUGAUAUAGACCGUGAGCAAGUAACCAAGCACAUCAAUGAGGUCCUCCUCCACAAAGCUUACCCAACCCAGAUGGAAGGUGCUCUUGCAGCAGAUGUAUCAACUCUCGAUUGGCAAUCUGUUGAGCGAACUUACGGGUCCAAACAUGUGAAAGCGGUUGCGUUUGAUCGACCUUACCCACAGGUUAUAGUUUACAUGGAUCUAACGCGUGCCGAAUGCUCCGGAUUCUUCCCAUCAGGAGUUAUAUUGUCGGACUGGUUCAAUCUCGCAGGUCAGAAAUUCUAUCUCAUGGCAAACUGGGUACUGGAUGAGGAGACAGGGUUGUACAGCUUUGGCCUCUGGUUAGGGAUAUAUGGAAAUUCUAUCUCAGGCUCGUCGUGUUUCGAUAUUGAGUUUGCUGCAAGGACAAGAUCGUCAGGAAAAUUCUUGAGCAAGUACGGCGGUAGGCACACAUUCAGCGGGUCUUUGCUGGAGGGAUGCGAUGAUCUUUUUGGAGUUCCAUGGUCGACGUUCAUUGCGGACGACAGCCUCUUCAUUGACGUUGUGCUGCAUCUGAGAGUUGAUCUGACUGCGGUGGAGCAGCCUGAAUUACAGACCUGAUGGUAUUUCACUCAGCAAAGUUAGGGUGUGUCUUGAGCCCUGCAUGUGAUACUGUGAGCUGCUGCAGCAGCCAGGAAGUUUAAUCCCUGGGCAUUGUCCGGGGUAACCUGAAUCAUGUGUUGUUGUUGAUCGGUUGCUACUGCAAGUCAGUAGUAACAUGUGUGUGUGUGCGCUGACUGCUGACUUUUGUAUGUUGCUAUCAUACUUCAGAAUUUUAUUUAUGCCUGUGCGAAUGGUCUCUGUGCUGGGAAAGUGAGUUUGUUGGC
Messenger RNA from Triticum urartu, 2323 nucleotides. Its product is annotated as BTB/POZ domain-containing protein POB1-like. Lineage: Eukaryota; Viridiplantae; Streptophyta; Magnoliopsida; Poales; Poaceae. Gene Ontology annotation, biological process: response to red light. Gene Ontology annotation, molecular function: protein binding. Gene Ontology annotation, cellular component: nucleus. The record is from RefSeq and is a predicted model, not a curated record.